AUGUUGAUCGACACGGGCGCGGAGAUCACAUUCAUCACUGCUUCUCUCGUGCAGCAACUCAAGCUUCACCGGGAAGCAUCGGUAAUACCGAUCAUCGGGAUCGGCGGGACGCAUUCGGGCCACACGCGCGGGGUGGUUAGCGUAAAGCUUCGGUCUAUGCACUCAUCGGACAUUGUCUCAAUAAAAGCUCACAUUUUGUCAAAGUUAAUGCCUACUCUCCCUUCAUUUACACCUCCUAACAUCUCACUUUCUCAUCUGCAAGGUCUUCCACUUGCAGACCCGGAAUUUCUCUCACCAGGGUCCAUCGAUUUAAUUCUCGGGGCUGACAUCUAUGGGCAACUCAUUCGGGAGCAGAUCAAGCGGGGGCCUCACGGCACACCGAUUGCACAGAAUACGGUUUUCGGGUGGAUCGUUCUCGGUCCUAUGGACUCUUCUCAACAGUCAGCCGGGUUGGUUCAUCACGCUGCAGUGGAUCACGGGUAUCAGGAGCUUCAGGCUCUCCUCACACAGUUUUGGGUACAGGAAGAAGUCUCGGGCUCGGGCGAAUCGCACCUCACUCCUGACGAGCAGGAAUGUGAGACUCAUUUCUUGACGGCACACAAACGGAACUCAGACGGGCGGUACGUCGUCAGAUUGCCGGUUAAAUCCGCAUCGGGGACAUUGGGCGGGUCUUUUCACACAGCUUCUUCCUGUCUCCAUCGACUACAAUGCAAACUCAAUCGGGAUUCAAGCUACAAGGGCCUCUACGACACGUUUCUCGGGGAAUACGAAUCAUUGGGGCACAUGACUCGAGUCUCGGGCAAUCACGCCCCGCUCGGGCCCAUUUACUACUUGCCGCACCACGGGGUGCUUACCACAAAGUUACGUGUUGUAUUCAACGGGUCGUGCAAUACAGAUUCGGGAAUUUCGCUUAACGACAUUCUGCACACGGGCGCGAAACUGCAGCGAGAUAUUUCGGACGUUCUCUUGUGGGUCAGACGACACCGUUUCGUCUUCGCGACCGACAUCGUUAAGAUGUUCCGGCAAAUUCGGGUUCACGGAAGUGAUUGGGACUUACAACGCAUUUUAUGGGUGGACGAAGGCGGGCGGGUCGUUUCAUUCCAUCUCACCACGGUCACUUACGGUACUCGGUCAGCACCAUUUCUCGCGGGACGGGCCCUGGAUCAACUGGUUACAGACGAGGGCGGGAAAUAUCCCGAAGCUGUCGCCCCUCUUACAAAGGGGCGAUAUGUGGACGAUAUUUACGGCGGUGCUGACCAGCUCGCAGAUCUCAUCACGCAAGCGGAGCAACUCAUCGGGAUUUGUACAGCGGGCCGCUUUCCUCUGGCCAAGUGGCAGAGCAAUCAUCCGGAGCUUCUCACGGCGGUCGGAGCGACCUCAUCAACGGAAAACGCUCGGGUAUUUGAAGAAUGGGAGACAAAAGUCCUUGGUCUCGCAUGGCUUCCUCACACGGACGUGUUCAAAUUCACGGUUCACAAGUACACAGCCGGGGACGGGAUCACGAAACGCAUCAUUCUCUCGGAGAUCGCACAAUUAUACGAUCCAUUGGGUUUUCUCUCACCGGUAACGAUUCGGGCCAAAGUUCUCUUACAAAGGCUUUGGUUAGAAAAGUUAAAUUGGGAUGACCUUGUGUCAACGGAAGUUCGCAACUCUUGGGUCGCGUUUCGGCAGGAACUAUCGCAUCUCGGGACGGUUUCGGUACCGCGGUGGCUCAACAUCGCGACGGGUACAUCGGUCGAACUACACGGGUUUUCGGAUGCAUCUCAACUAGCAAUGGGCGCAGCUGUGUACGUUCGGGUUUCGGGCGCGGGUAAUCAAACAACGGUCUCACUAGUCUGCGCUAAGACUAAGGUCGCACCGAUCAAACGGCUCACAAUUCCUCGGUUGGAGCUCGCAGCAGCGGUGCUGCUUGCUAAACUCACACACCACGUGCAAAACGUGCUGGGCCUUGAUGACUCACGGGUAUACCUAUGGACGGACUCAAUGGUAACGCUCACUUGGGUCACUUCUCAUCCUUCACGGUGGAAGGAUUUUGUUCGGAAUCGGGUAUCACUGGCACAGGAGCUCGUGCCACGGGCCCAAUGGAGAUUCACACCGGGUCGGGACAAUCCAGCGGAUUGCGCAUCACGGGGGCUAACCAUCUCACAACUCGCGCGACAUUCAUCAUGGUGGGACGGGCCUCACUGGUUAGCCAAAGACUCAUUCCAUUGGCCAACUCAUCGCAUCGGGACGGGGGACGCAGCGGCGCUCGAAGAGCGGCCAGGUCUUACACUCUCACUCGCAACAUCACCCUCACCGGUUUACGAUCUCAUCUUGAAAUACUCAUCUCUCACACGGUUGUUGCGAAUCACCUCAUGGCUCUUCAAGGUGAUUACAAACCUGAAAAGAGCGGGCGACGGUACAUCGGGUUCAGCCAACAUCACACCGGGAGACCUGGAGAACUCACGGCUUUAUUGGGUGAAAGCCAUUCAGGGAGCAUACUUCACUUCAGAGCUUAAAACACUCACAUCGGGCUACACUCUCUCAAAAUCGCAUCCGAUCACGCGAUUAACGGGCUUCAUAGAUCAUCAAGGCAUUCUCAGGGUGGGAGGACGGCUGAAGCACUCAGCCUUACAACCUGAUUGCAAGCACUCAGUCAUUCUCCCUCGGGACUCACCACUUACGGCACUUCUCAUCGCUGAUGCCCACGAGCGCACUCUCCACGGCGGGACUCAACUCACUUUGGCUUAUCUACGGCAGAGCUGCUGGAUCAUCGGCGGGCGUGGGCCAGUACGCUCAUACAUUUUGCGUUGCGUGCGGUGCGCGCGCUUCCGGGCGCUCAAGGCACAGCAACUAAUGGGUCAGUUGCCAAUCUCACGGGUUACGCCGGCAAGGCCGUUUCUCUUCUCGGGGGUCGACUACGCGGGGCCAGUUUCACUCAAAAGCUGGCGCGGGCGUGGGAGCAAAUGUCACAAAGGCUGGUUGUGCAUUUUCGUUUGUUUCGCUACCUCCGCUAUGCACCUUGAAGUUGUUACAGAUUUAACCACGGACGGGUUCCUCGCAGCACUCAGACGGUUCACGGGCAGACGCGGGAUUCCGCACACGAUCCAAAGUGAUUGCGGAACCAACUUUCAGGGUGCAGCAGCGGAGCUACGACAAUUAUUCAAAACGGGUACACGGGAAUCCGAACUCAUUCAGCACACUGGGGCAACUGACGGGAUUAAAUGGGUGUUCAACCCACCGGGGGCACCUCAUAUGGGCGGAAAAUGGGAGGCCGCAGUAAAAUCGGUCAAGUAUCAUCUCCGACGGACGAUUGGGGAUGCCAGUCUCACGUUUGAAGAAUUUACGACUCUUCUCACACAAAUUGAGGGCAUACUCAACUCGCGGCCGUUGGAGCCUCUGUCGGAUGACCCGGAUGAUUAUUCGGUUCUCACCCCUGGGCAUUUUCUCAUCGGGGACACACUCACCUCCAUUCCUGAGCCCUCAUUACGGGAUGUGCCUCAAGGUCGCCUCACACGGUGGCAAUGGCUCCAGGAACGGGUUCAAUACUACUGGGAGCACUGGUCAUCAGGAUACCUGCAACGGCAGCAGGCUAUAUCAAAAUGGCAUCAUCCGAGUCACGACAUCCGGGUCGGGUCUAUGGUUCUACUCAUGAACGAAAACACGGCACCCACAAAGUGGCCACGGGCACGGGUCACACAACUACAUCCGGGAAAGGACGGGCUCACACGGGUGGUUACUCUCAAAACGGCGACGACCACACUCACACGGCCUAUCACCAAACUGGCACUCUUGCCAGUGCCUCAACCGGGAUCAAUCGACAGCACUGCUGCCGAUGGCGGGCGGAAUGUUCAGGAUUGA
Venturia canescens is the source of this 3840-nucleotide messenger RNA. RefSeq lists its product as uncharacterized. Gene Ontology annotation, biological process: DNA integration; proteolysis. The record is from RefSeq and is a predicted model, not a curated record. NCBI's taxonomy places the organism in Eukaryota, Metazoa, Arthropoda, Insecta, Hymenoptera, Ichneumonidae. Bases 1 to 3840 code for a protein of 1279 amino acids. The transcript has a single exon. Gene Ontology annotation, molecular function: aspartic-type endopeptidase activity; nucleic acid binding.